AUGGCCCAUCAGCAGGCAGAAAACGUUCUUCGAAGGAAACUCGUUAUUAUUGGAGAUGGAGCUUGCGGCAAAACCAGUCUCCUAAGUGUUUUUACAUUAGGUUAUUUUCCAACACACUAUGUGCCUACUGUAUUUGAAAACUAUGUCACAGAUUGUCGAGUAGAUGGCAGAUCGGUGCAGCUGGCAUUAUGGGACACAGCUGGCCAAGAAGAUUAUGAGAGACUACGGCCUCUUGCAUACUCCAAAGCUCAUGUUUUAUUAAUUGCAUUCUCUGUCGAUACGCCUGAUUCUUUGGAAAACGUGAAACACAAGUGGAUUGGAGAAGCGAAGGAGCGCUGUCCAAACGUUCCAAUCAUACUCGUUGGCCUGAAGAAAGAUCUCCGUGAAGAUCCUCUCGCUGUUGAAGAAAUGAGAAAAAAGUCUCUUCGAUUCGUAUCGCCAAGGGACGGUAGCGACACAGCCGCCCAAAUCGGAGCUAGGAAAUAUCUCGAGUGUUCGUCUUUAACCGGGGAAGGGGUAGACGACGUUUUCGAGGCCGCCACCCGUGCUGCUUUGGUAACAUUUGACGAAGAUAACAGGGGGUCUUGUUGUGUCAUUUUAUAA
Messenger RNA from Ophidiomyces ophidiicola, 603 nucleotides. It is a transcript of the gene RHO2, whose product is annotated as Rho GTPase. Bases 1 to 603 code for a protein of 200 amino acids. The transcript is spliced from 5 exons. NCBI's taxonomy places the organism in Eukaryota, Fungi, Ascomycota, Eurotiomycetes, Onygenales, Onygenaceae. Gene Ontology annotation, biological process: small GTPase-mediated signal transduction. Gene Ontology annotation, molecular function: GTP binding; GTPase activity. The record is from RefSeq and is a predicted model, not a curated record.